This is a messenger RNA of Boleophthalmus pectinirostris (great blue-spotted mudskipper), 2052 nucleotides long. Its product is annotated as glycerol-3-phosphate dehydrogenase [NAD(+)], cytoplasmic. NCBI's taxonomy places the organism in Eukaryota, Metazoa, Chordata, Actinopteri, Gobiiformes, Gobiidae. Gene Ontology annotation, biological process: glycerol-3-phosphate catabolic process; carbohydrate metabolic process. Gene Ontology annotation, cellular component: glycerol-3-phosphate dehydrogenase (FAD) complex; cytosol. The transcript has 8 exons. The record is from RefSeq and is a predicted model, not a curated record. Bases 63 to 1115 code for a protein of 350 amino acids. Gene Ontology annotation, molecular function: glycerol-3-phosphate dehydrogenase [NAD(P)+] activity; NAD binding; protein homodimerization activity.
CUCAUUCCCGGGUACGAGUCUCUGUCCUCACCGGCAGCUUUUGUGUACCACCGUGCGCAACCAUGGCCCCCAAGAAAAUCUGCGUCGUUGGCUCAGGAAACUGGGGCUCUGCCAUUGCCAAAAUAGUGGGGGCCAAUGCUGCCAAAUACGACACAUUCGACACCACGGUGAACAUGUGGGUGUUUGAGGAGACCAUCAACGGGCGCAAACUCACAGAAAUCAUCAACAAUGACCAUGAAAAUGUCAAGUAUCUGCCCGGACACAAGCUGCCCCCCAACGUGGUGGCGGUCCCAGAUCUGGCGGAGUCGGUGAAAGGAGUGGACAUCCUCAUAUUUGUGGUGCCUCAUCAGUUCAUCGUCAGAGUCUGUGACACCAUCAAAGAUCACAUCAAGAAGGACGCGGUGGGCAUGUCUCUUAUCAAGGGCGUGGAUGCGAGUCCCGAGGGCCUAAAGCUGAUCUCUGAAGUGAUCCGGGCCAAACUGGGCAUCACCACGACGGUCCUGAUGGGCGCCAACAUCGCCAACGAGGUCGCAGAAGAGAAGUUCUGUGAGACCACCAUCGGUUGCAAAGACAAAUCUCUGGGGCCCAUUUUGAAGGAGCUGAUGCAGACCACAAACUUCCGCGUCACAGUGGUGGAGGAGAGCGAUGUGGUUGAGAUCUGUGGAGCGCUGAAGAACAUCGUGGCGGUGGGAGCAGGUUUUUGCGAUGGUCUCGGUUUUGGAGACAACACAAAAGCUGCAGUGAUCCGUCUGGGUCUGAUGGAGAUGAUCGCGUUUGCUAAAGUCUUCUGCACAAACUGUCAAGUGUCCGCCGCCACCUUCCUGGAGAGCUGCGGCAUCGCCGACCUCAUCACCACCUGCUAUGGAGGAAGAAACCGCAAGAUCGGAGAGGCCUUCGCCAAAACAGGCAAAACGAUUGAAGCGUUAGAAAAUGAGCUGCUGAAUGGACAGAAACUCCAAGGUCCUGCCACAGCAGCUGAGGUCAACCAGGUCCUCACACAGAAAAACAUGGUGGAGAAGUUCCCUCUCUUCACUGCGGUCUACCAGAUCUGCUUCAAUGGCCAUCCAGUCACAGAUUUCAUCAAAUGUUUGCAAAACCACCCAGAGCAUAUGUAGCCUGAGCCGCGCCCCCUUCGAACUGACAAUAAAUGACUACUGUAACUGACAUCUUAACAACGCACUCACAAAUUACUUUACCUCUUUACGAAUAGUUGUUCAAUAUGUGUGUUAAUAAUAAUUUAAUAGUUAUUGUGUAUUGUACAUGUCAGUCUAACUCAAAAGUGCCUCAAAUGUGUACUACGAAAAUUACUGGAGGAGGAUCCGUUACCUGCUUGUCGCCAUGGAGAUGUUAUUGUUUUGCAGGGAAAUGUUCCACAGUAAAGUACAGUAUUAAACUUGUAUACAGUAUCGUGUAUUUCUGUAAUUACAGGUGCUUUUUAUUGCUAAAAAUCUCCUGAAUAGGGAUGUAACAAUAUCCUAAUCUCUUGGUACGAUAUUGUCACGAUAUACAUCUCACGAUACGAUAUUUAUUGCGAUAUUUUGGAGAGGCUGAUAUAAUUGUAGAUAGGACACUUUUUUGCUUUUUAAAUACAUUGACAAGAUUUUGGUGUGAAUUGUUACUGUCAUAAUCCCAAAAAUUCAAGUAAAAAACAUAUAUCUUCAUGUUGUCUGCGCUGAAAUGAAUCAUGGGAUAUGUAGUUAUUAGCUAUUGCUACUUUAAAACAAUACAUUUAAGCAAAGGAUCUUGUAAUUUGCUAUAUUAUGACGCCCUACUGUAUUAUUGUGAGACUUCUGACGAUACGAUAUCAUAUUUUUCGGUUAUUGUUACAUCCCUAAUCCUGAGCAGUAUGCAUUCUUACUGGAGCAGGGCCACCUCUGCACAGAUCUGACCUGUAACUGUCUCCAUGGACAAAAAAAAAAUCAUGUCAUACUAAGGAGCAUUCUAGACAAAGAUCUCCGUAGAGAAAAGCAGGUGCUGGACCCUCAAGUAGUGCACUUUUAACUUAACUGUGAUUUUUAAAUAAACACAUUUGUUCUGUUUUUUUUUUGUUUU